UUCUCCGAUAUGUCACUUGUCUUGUCUUGAACAAAACCCCAUUUUUUCGUCGUCGUCGUCGUUGUUGGUGAGAAGAAGAAGUCGGAAGGCUGCCGCUGCUGAGGAUCGAAGAGAAACCGAUCGGGCCGUUUUAAGAAGGAUUUAAAAAAAAAGUUUUUGAAGAGAAGAUAUACUACUUCUCCUGACAACAAAAUGUCUUCGCUAUCUCGCCGUGCCUGCUACAAGUGUGGCAAUGUUGGCCACUACGCCGAGGUUUGCUCCUCUGCUGAGCGCCUUUGCUACAACUGCAAGCAGCCUGGCCACGAGUCCAACGGCUGCCCUCUUCCCCGGACCACUGAAGCCAAGCAGUGCUACCACUGCCAGGGCCUUGGUCAUGUCCAGGCUGACUGCCCGACUCUUCGUCUGAGCGGCGCCGGCUCUAACGGCCGCUGCUACAGCUGUGGCCAGCCGGGCCAUCUGGCUCGUGCCUGCCCCAACCCCAAUGGUGCCAACAUGGGACGUGGGGCCCCUGUUCCUCGUGGAGGCUACGGUGGCGGUUAUGGCGGCCGCGGCGGUUUCGCCGGCGGUGCUCGCCCUGCCACGUGCUACAAGUGCGGCGGGCCCAACCACUUCGCUCGUGACUGUCAAGCACAGGCGAUGAAGUGCUACGCCUGUGGCAAGCUGGGUCACAUCUCACGCGACUGCACUGCCCCCAACGGAGGGCCACUCAACACUGUCGGCAAGACCUGCUACCAGUGCGGUGAGGCCGGACACAUCUCGCGACAGUGCCCGACCAAGGCCACUGCCAAUGGUGACUCGAACAACGCCGCUGCCGCCCAUAACGAUGCCCCCAUUCCUGACGCUACGCCUGCUGCCCAGGCCCCGAUUGCUGCGCCCGUUGUUUAAUCACAUUUACGACUUCCUCCCCGCCGAGAUUGGCGUUCCUUUUGGCUAAUACGAAACGAUCAUUCGAUUUUUGGCGUUCAUCUCAAUCCUGAGCCUUUCCUUUUCUACUUUUUAUUUCUUAUGAAACGCUUGCAUUCAUCUAUUUAUACGGAUCGCCCUUUUUUGCCUCAGAUUAUCCCAGCUCGGUCCAAGAGCAACUGCUUACAUAUUUUUCCUACUACUGCUACAACUAUUGCCUUAUUCCAUGUUCUUGCUUUCGGAAACUGCGAAAAAGCACAACCCGUUCCCCCCCUUUUGGAUAUACCCACUUUUCAUUUGGCACCGGAAAAGACGACUCGAACGAUUUCAUGGUUUCUGAAGAGAUUUUUCAUAUAUAUUUUUGCGAUUGAAGGACUCGACGUGUGGACCCCCAUCAACAAACCUACAAAAUGGUUUUGGACAAGGAGAGAAGAGCAGGAUUGGUUACCAGGCCCCAGAAUUUGACGAGUGGCUGGAUGGAAGCGAAUUGCCACGGGUAGAGCUUGGCGAGGAAUGCCAAAAGUUGGGGAUAUUAAGGACGCUAGCAGAGCGUAUGGCCGGGCAAGAAACCAAGGCGAGUGGAUAUGUGGCGUGGGAUCAGUGGAGGACAGACUAGAAGCAAACCAAAGGAAAGAAGAAGCCUUGCAAGUAUCGGUAUUUCUGAAUAAUACGGAAUGGGGAGAAAGGAAACCAGAUGUUACUUUGUCUGUUGGUUGAUGUGUGAAUUGUUUUUGGUGGUGUACAUGCAAAGGGUUUGCGACUGCGAGGUCUUUUGGUGACCAAAAAAAAAAAAAGUAUACUGCAGGCGGACAUUUCCGUUAAACGUGUAAUAGAG
Messenger RNA from Pyricularia grisea, 1738 nucleotides. RefSeq lists its product as uncharacterized. NCBI's taxonomy places the organism in Eukaryota, Fungi, Ascomycota, Sordariomycetes, Magnaporthales, Pyriculariaceae. Gene Ontology annotation, biological process: positive regulation of cytoplasmic translation. Gene Ontology annotation, cellular component: cytoplasm. The record is from RefSeq and is a predicted model, not a curated record. The coding region runs from base 193 to 885 and encodes 230 amino acids. The transcript is spliced from 4 exons. Gene Ontology annotation, molecular function: single-stranded RNA binding; translation regulator activity; zinc ion binding.